GCUUUGGCACUAAGAGAAAAACCAUAGGAGUUGUUGUUUAUGUCGUGCUUUAAGCUCAGUUUUUCUUUACUAAAUUAUUUCAGAGCCUAAAAGAUCGCUUAUUUAUUUAAAGAUGUUUGUUUUCUGGAUAAAAAGCAUAUAAGAGAAUACAAUGGAAAAACCAGAUCGCCGUAAUGAAGAAAAUGACGAUGCAGGUUGCAUUUGUCAAAGAUGGCCCAUGCUUGUUCUGGCACUAUCUUUCUUUGUUUUUGGUGCAAUUGGUAUGAUUGUAUCAUAUGCAAUGCUUCGCAACAAGUCUCUUGAGCACAUACAUCAUUAUGGGGUGGUGAUUGAUGCUGGAUCAACCCACACAGAUAUAACUGUUUAUAGGUGGCCAAGUGAUGUUAAAUACAAAGGGACUGCCCAUGUCAACCAAAUUGGAUACUCAACAUGCUCCAAUUUUGGGAUAUCGAGAUUCCCUGAGAGCCCUUCCAAUGCAAGCAAGAUAAUUGAACGUUGUAUCGAAGACGUUGCACUUGGAAAGGUGCCAAAACACAACAGGCAUCACACUCCCAUUUAUGUUGGAGCUACAGCUGGAAUGAGACUGUUAUGUGCGAGAAACCAAACGACCUGCGAGCAGAUCAUAGAAUCCAUUCGCAGGUCUCUCAAAAAAUACAAAUUUCAGACCUUUGAAGACAGCGUGAAAGUUCUCUCUGGAAAGGACGAAGGUACUUUUGGUUGGGUAACUGUGAAUAUGUUAAAGAAGAGGAUCGCAGAAAAACAGAAAUCAUCUGAUCGACCAACAUUUGGAGCGCUGGAUAUGGGAGGCGCCUCCGCAGAAAUUUCUUUUAUGCCGAAAACAGGGACAGAUUUACCAAGCAAGUACAGAAGUGAAUUGCGGCUGUAUGGGAGAAACUAUAUCUUAUACACUCACAGCUUUCUUUGUUAUGGGUUGAAAGAAGCAGAAAGGAGGCUGCUGGCGAGCCUCAUACAGGAAUCUGGAUACUCCUCCAAUGUGAGUAACCCUUGCUUUCCGGAGGGAUACGAAGCGAAAGAAACUGCGAAGGAGCUCUGGCUUGCGCCAUGCAGCAUCAAGCCUAAAGGAAGCAUUUUCCCGAUUAACGACAGCAGCACUUAUACUUUUAGUGGGACUAGCAGCCCCGAGGAGUGCAUGAAAGUCGUGAGGAAACUAUUCAAUGAGACUUCUUGUAACUUUGGAUCGUGUUCUUUCGAUGGAAUUUACCAACCAGAGCUCACUGGGAACUUUGUGGCCUUCUCAGGUUAUGGAUUCAUAGCCGAUUUUCUUAACCUGACCGAAGAUGACAGCAUUGAUGCUUUUGUUCGGUCUGGCAGCGAAUUUUGUCAAAAAUCUUGGACUCAGGUAAAAGAGGAAAACCCUGGAACUUCGCUGAAAUUCUUACCGAAAAAUUGUUUCAAUGCACUCUAUAUGAAUCAGAUUUUGACGUACGGUUUCCAUUUCGAACAAAACUCGACAAAUGUCAAGUUCAGGUCGAAAGUAAGAGGUCAUGAUGUUGGCUGGUCACUGGGUUUCAUGGUGAAUGCAAGCAAUUUGGUGCCUGUUGAAGAAGCCACGAGUAAAAUCACGCGACAGGAUUUCAUUUUCUUCUCCUCUUUAAGCGUUGUUGUUAUUGCAUUCAGUUUUAUGCUAUGCUUUUGCUACUGCAUAAAAAGCUGCGGAGGAGGUCUUCGCAGUACGAGUCGUUAUCUCCUGGAUGAGCAGGGCUCCAAACAAUUGUGUAAUCUCAUAAAACAACUGGUUCCGCUAUUCAUUUCGAGCCGAUAGAGCAGUGGAGGAGAUGAUUGUAGCUUAGAAAAGCCUUGAUUCCCCCCCCUUGACUUCGGUUUACCCAAAUAAUUCUGAAAUCAUAAAAAAACACUUUCAAAAGAAUCUAAAAAUUAUUUAUCUUUAUAGUUGUUUGAAGACAGAGAUGCUAUUAAGGAAAUUGUCAGUGUAGCAACUUGUAACUAAUUUAGAAAGGGUUUUCUUGUUUAUGAUUGCCUUGCCUAUUUUUCUUCUAUUAAAAAGGUUUUUUUUAGAAAACCAGCAUUCACUUGCAAAUAACUAAUUUUGAAGAUAAGGAAUUCCCCUUCAAGGAAUUUUGAACAUACAAUCUCCGGUGAUAUCGAUGUUGGCCUAAAAGGGAUAGGAAUUGAGAACUUUUGAUAAAGGUUAAAUUUACCCGAGGAAUGCUAUGUGCAUUUACCUGAGGAAAUUUAGCCGAUUGCAAAUUGGAAAUAGAUUUGCUAAUAUUUUGCUAGAAACUGAAAAGUAAUGUACACUACAAUCCUGAACAGACAUUUUAAAUUACAGUAAGGCCCCGCAAUAUGCUUUCCAAGCUAAACACAAAAAGAAAGACUUAUAGAGAAUAUGUUGAAACAUUUUUAUGAUUAUAUUUAAAUCAUUUCUAUGGGGCCUAAUGGUUUUAAUUCCUUGUUAAGAAUAAGACAUUUCGGAGCCACAUACAAGAAAUUUUAUGUUAUACUUUAGCCUAAAACGAUUCUUAAAAGCCAGAACAUUUCAGAAAGUAAAUGAUCGUGAAAUUUAACGGGUUUUAAUGUAUUACAUCUCCCCCUUCCUCCCCCAGUUUCAAUGUUGAUAUAUUUCUGCUAUUGGAAUGAAUAUGCUCUAGGGGACGGGGGUUAGAUAAUAGAUCAUGCAUUAUGCUACCAAGCAUGUGUUAAGAUGUUUGCCACAACAACUAUGGCCCUUGUGCAACUUGUUCAUAAUUUUAACAUUUUAAAAUUUAUUGUUAUGAAAAUGGAAUAUUUUAUAUUGUAAAUUCUAAUUAAA
Rhopilema esculentum is the source of this 2791-nucleotide messenger RNA. RefSeq names its product ectonucleoside triphosphate diphosphohydrolase 8. Gene Ontology annotation, molecular function: UDP phosphatase activity; ribonucleoside triphosphate phosphatase activity; GDP phosphatase activity. The record is from RefSeq and is a predicted model, not a curated record. Gene Ontology annotation, cellular component: plasma membrane. Gene Ontology annotation, biological process: nucleoside diphosphate catabolic process. Lineage: Eukaryota; Metazoa; Cnidaria; Scyphozoa; Rhizostomeae; Rhizostomatidae.